AGUUGAUAGAUUCAAGGACGACAUCAUCAGGGAGAUGGCAGAUAGAGAAUACGGAACUAGGAAGUUCAAGCGAGGUUAUGAAUGGGAGUGGCCAGGUGCAACCGGAUACUCGAAUGCCAUCGAUUCCAGCUUGUGGGCGAGUCCUCUAGACGAACCCCCGCCUUUGUCAGUCGACACUAAAGCAGCCUUUGCUUUGAAGCAGUACAAAGAAUUUUUCAAGAUAGUAUCUCCUAUAGAUGUCAAUAUGUUCGAAUUUCUACUCAAGGACCACCCGAAUCAACCGUUUGUAAAGUCGGUGGUUAGAGGCCUUCGACACGGCUUUUGGCCCAUGAGCGAGCUGCCUUCGGACGAUAUCAGCUAUACAAAGAACCACCAAGUUAUUGAGAUAACAUUGCAAUAGCCAACAUCCCGAUUAGGAAGUAUAACCACCAUUCCGAAUUGGUCAUGGUAUCCAACAACUCCUAACUCCUUCUCUUCGUUAUAGUCAUAUGUUUUAUAUUUGUCCCAAAGCAGUGAAUGAGAGUCGCAAUCCUGAUGAGAUAUUAUUAACCUAUGUAUCGGAAAGUUAGCUAUAUAAAAGACCGUUGUUUGCGUGCAGUAAUUGUUUCCUGACUCAAACUCUUAUCUUGUGUCUUUUUUC
Messenger RNA from Melampsora larici-populina 98AG31, 640 nucleotides. RefSeq lists its product as uncharacterized. The transcript has a single exon. The record is from RefSeq and is a predicted model, not a curated record. The coding region runs from base 35 to 400 and encodes 121 amino acids. NCBI's taxonomy places the organism in Eukaryota, Fungi, Basidiomycota, Pucciniomycetes, Pucciniales, Melampsoraceae.